Molecule: messenger RNA, 2585 nt
Organism: Styela clava
Lineage: Eukaryota; Metazoa; Chordata; Ascidiacea; Stolidobranchia; Styelidae
Product: phospholipase ABHD3-like
Biological process (GO): medium-chain fatty acid catabolic process; medium-chain fatty acid biosynthetic process
Molecular function (GO): monoacylglycerol lipase activity; acetylesterase activity
Source: RefSeq, a predicted model, not a curated record
GCUGUUAACUUUGAUAGGCGUAGCUAUUGAUCUACGUCUGAAUAUUUUAUGCGUCUCAGUAACUCUUACGCUAAACUUGGUAGCUGCUCUAUUUAUGGCGUCAUUGAUUGGUUUACACUCAUAAAACCAAUGUUUUGUGACUUGGAAUGAUUGAUCGAUCAGCUGCAAUAGGGUAUACGAAGUGUCGAAUAGCUCUUGUCGACUGGGACGCGGCUUAGGCUUUUCGGUGAACGGGUAAAAGGAAGUGCGUAAUCGCACUGUGCACCAGUUGUCGAGCUGUAGAGUUGUGUAAACUGCGGGAAUAAAAUGGCUUGUGAUGAAAGUAAUAGAGGAAACCGCCGUAUGGUGAUCAUACCCAUCAUGGUUUGUGGAGUAAUGUUGUACGCAAUGCCAAGAAGUACGAAAAUGCUGUAUGCUGCCAUAUCGGACUUCAAAAUGGUGAAUUUUAUCUACGUUGGAGUUGGUUUAUACGCUUAUUUUUAUAUUAAAAAUUAUGGAAAACUGCCCUCUAUUUUUUGCAAACGAGGGACAAAAUUGGACACGAUUAUUCGGGACCGUAUUCCUACCCUCAAAAGACGUUACAUGCCGCUGUAUUGGUUUGCCGAAUCGAGAUGUCAAACUAUUCUGAGGACAUUUUUACCGUGUUUAUCCGGUUUCAAAUACCGCAGAGAAGUCGUGGAAGAGCCGAAUGGAGGACAGUUCUAUUUAGACUGGUGUGACAAUGACCAUAACAACGUUAUUUACCCAAAUAGUAAGACGAGGCCAACUAUUUUUAUUUUGCCUGGUGUAACAUCAACAAGUAAAUCGACAUAUGUAAGGUCUAUUGUAUUUAGACUUGUACAAAAUGGAUAUCGAGUGAUGGUUAUCGUUAAUCGUGGACUUGAUGGAAUGGAAGUCAAGACACCGACUACCUACUGUGCAACACACACGUAUGAUAUGGAAAUAGCAAUUCAAAGAUUUCAUCUGACCUUUCCGGAGGCGAAACUUUUUGCCUUGGGCUGCUCUUUAGGAACCCUUAUGUUAGGAAAGCAUUUAAGCCGAAAAGGUGAUCGAUGUGGAUUAGAUGCCGCCUUGUUUUUUUCUUGUCCAUUCAACGCGCCUGUGUGUGCAGAAGAAGUUGAAAUAUGGACAAAUAGGGUUUUGAUUAACGAGCAUGUUGCCAGAGAACAAAAAAGGAUUUAUCGAAGAAAUAGCCAAGUCUUUGAAAACUUGGUUGAUCACGAAAAAAUCAUGAACGCUAGGCAUAUGCGCGAGUUUGAUCAUCAUUUUACAGCUCCAUUGUUUGGAUAUACGAGCGCGGAAGAAUACUACGCCGACUGUAUUUUAUGUGAAAGGAAACUGAAAUCAGUUAAAGUACCUUUAUUAUGCGUAGGAUCGAACGACGAUAUGUUUUCCCCAGAACACGGUUUGCCUAAGGACGAAGUAUGCAAAACCGAUAAUGUUGCACUUGUGAUGACAUACGGCGGAGGUCACGUGAGCCAUCUUCAAGGUUUAAAUCCAUUUGCAGAAACGUACUUUGAACAAAUUAUGGUUGAAUUUUUCGAUGCUAUGAUGAAUAAUGAAGACAAGUCAUAGAAUAAAUAGUAAGAUGUCAUCGAAAUAUAGAUUCAAACCACUUAAAGUGAUUGAAAUGGCUACGUCUCCGCUGUACAUAAAUGGACAAAUCUGGCCUAGCAAAACUGAAUAUACUCGUAGAAGACGUUGCAGAGAAUAUUCUGCGGUUCAGCAUAUUAUUCAAACCUGCUGCCAAUAUUACAGACCAGCCUUCUAUUAAGUAAGCCAUUUAUAUGGUCAUUGGGACUAAACACCCAGCCUUAUUCCUACUCAUGGGUUGACUACUCAUAUCUUCUUUACUAAUUGGUAUUGUAGAUGGUUUGGUUGUAGUUUUCAGACGAUUUAUUCGAAGUAAUAUACUGCUUUGAACUCUUUAUGUAUAUACAUUUGACAGCAAUCAUAUACUGUAUUAUAUGUUUAUCAUAGAUAAUAAAUGUUUUUGAAUAUAAUACUACACAUAGCCUUUGGAAAACAAUGCAACUUUUUUUUAUACACAAUGCACUUAGAUUAAAAAAAAAACAUGUUGCGUAUUUUGCACAAUCAUUUCACCUAUGUUUUUGGUAUUUAUUAUUCUUCAUUUGAAACAAUACAUUUAGUGUACUUUAAUUAUGUAAACACCUCACGCCACUUACAUGUUUCCACUUGAUAUGUAUGGUAAAACGCUAUCGGAUAUUUUGCUGUUUUAAAGGUCAUGUGGAAUCGUAAUAAUGAAACAAAUUAAAAUUUUUCGAGGGAGUUGAAAUUUUCAGAGUUCUUCAGAUCUAUAAUCAGGUUUUUAAUAUUGUUAUCGAUUCAUAAAUUAUUUGUUGCUUUGCAUUUUCAAAUAAACGCAAGUACCCGAAAACUUUUAUCUGCUAAUCUAUCAGAACAUGAUAUAAUAUCAAUGCAUCUCUAGUUUGAGCAUGUAAGAUAGCCUUCAUUUUUGGACUUUUUGCUUCUUCUGCCGUGUGUGUAAAAUGCUUUAUUUCCUAAUCUUUUGCAGUAUUUCUGAGAUUUUGUAUACGAAGAAAACAAUUUCAUACAAAUUGAAA